UAACUGACAAUGUUACAGUCGAUGGUGUUCUGUACACUGUCGAUGCGGGCUUUGCACACAGCUUAGCCAGGGCUUUUGGGACUGCACCUGUGCUAUAUUAAGACGCCUCGGACAGCAAGAAUUUUCUUUUGCUGGUGUAGCUGCUCCAGUUACUUCAGGAAGAUUGGAUAACCGAGAUAUGACUAAUCAAGAUUCUGCUGUACAUGUGAAAAUGAUGCCAGAAUUUCAGAAAAGUUCAGUUCGCAUCAAGAACCCUGCAAGAGUAGAAGAAAUUAUCUGUGGUCUCAUCAAAGGAGGAGCCAUCAAACUUCAGAUAAUUACAGACUUUGAUAUGACGCUGAGUAGAUUUUCCUACAAAGGGAAAAGAUGUCCAACAUGUCAUAAUGUCAUUGACAACUGUAAGCUGGUUUCAGAUGAAUGUCGGAAAAAGUUACUGCAGCUAAAGGAAAAAUAUUAUGCUAUUGAAGUUGACCCCGUUCUCACUGUAGAACAGAAGUACCCUUAUAUGGUAGAAUGGUACACUAUAUCACAUGGUUUGCUUGUUGAACAGGCUUUACCGAAAGCUAAACUUAAAGAAGUCGUAGCAGAAUCUAACGUUAUGCUCAAGGAAGGAUAUGAGAACUUCUUUGGUAAGCUCCAACAACACAAUAUCCCUGUGUUCAUAUUUUCGGCUGGUAUCGGAGAUGUACUGGAGGAGAUUAUGCGUCAAGCUGGGGUUUAUUAUUCAAAUGUCAAAGUAGUGUCCAACUUCAUGGAUUUUGAUGACAAUGGGGUGCUCAAAGGAUUUAAAGGAGAUCUAAUUCACGUGUUUAACAAACAUGACGGUGCCUUGAAGAACACAGACUAUUUCAACCAACUGAAAGACAACAGCAACAUAAUUCUGCUGGGAGACUCCCAAGGCGACUUGCGAAUGGCAGAUGGAGUAGCCAAUGUUGAACACAUUCUGAAAAUUGGGUAUCUAAAUGAUAGAGUGGACGAGCUUUUAGACAAGUACAUGGACUCUUACGACAUUGUUCUAGUAAAAGAGGAGUCCCUGGAGUUAGCCAACUCGAUCCUACAGAAGAUUCUGUACAAAUAAGCAGUCCUCAAGAGGACGACUCCUGCGUGGGCGCGGCUGGUGCAAGGACAGCACGCGGGUCCAUCUUGCGGAAGGACUUUUAUUUAUAACACAUCCUUGCUCUUGAAGUAUUUUCAGACAUGUUGAAUCCAUCAACCAGCAGUUCCUUUUUCUCCACGUCUCCCAAAACACUCCUCACCAUGUUUUUAACAUUAUAAAACCUGUAAGUCAAAAUUUGAAAAGUAACUCCCUACAUUUCCAGAGUGACUUUUGUAGUUUAAUGUUAUCAUUGAAGUUUUGGAGUUUUUUACAUGUGCGAUUUUAAGUACUGCCAUUUUUUGUAUUUUGAGUGAAUUAUGCUGAUUACCAUCUCCUGAAAUUGUGUUUGUUAUUUUGCUUUGGGAACAUUGAAAUUUACCCGAACAUACUAGCACUUGGUGUUUGAAAAAACUUGGAAUCCACAUACCACUAAUUAUAAAAUGUUCUAUAUUGAUGCACUGAAAAUAAACAUGAAAAGCCUUUUAAGUUCUA
Artibeus jamaicensis (Jamaican fruit-eating bat) is the source of this 1588-nucleotide messenger RNA. It is a transcript of the gene NT5C3A, whose product is annotated as 5'-nucleotidase, cytosolic IIIA. NCBI's taxonomy places the organism in Eukaryota, Metazoa, Chordata, Mammalia, Chiroptera, Phyllostomidae. Gene Ontology annotation, cellular component: cytoplasm. The record is from RefSeq and is a predicted model, not a curated record. The coding region runs from base 179 to 1078 and encodes 299 amino acids. Gene Ontology annotation, molecular function: magnesium ion binding; 5'-nucleotidase activity. The transcript is spliced from 10 exons.